Durusdinium trenchii is the source of this 3969-nucleotide messenger RNA. The record is from the annotation of a GenBank genome assembly. NCBI's taxonomy places the organism in Eukaryota, Dinophyceae, Suessiales, Symbiodiniaceae.
AUGGACAAAUGCAUUUUGUCUUCUUCUUCAAUCACCCAGAGGAUAGAGCAUUCCAACACCUUUUCGGAUGUCUUUGCCAAAUUCUGCUCCAAGCAGGAAUCUUCGGUAGAUGGCUCCCGGAUCAAGAACCUCAAGGGUCAGAAAAACAGAUUUGCGUCCUUCUCCAAACCACUUGGGCGCUGCUGUUUGUUUUUGGACAGUGUGAUUUCCACUGCCAAUUGGAUUGCAGUGCAGCGCAGAGGAGGUGAGGAAGCUCAUGAUGCCCUCAGUUUUUUAGAUUUCCUCAACGAAGAGCGGUGCCUGAUGCUGUCCUUGAUGGCAGAAGCAGCUGAUGAAUGCGUCUCUCUCAUCAGAGUCUUCGACACUGAAGCUUAUGAUGUGGCAUCUAUCCAUUGGGAAAUCAGUGCCUUUGUCAACCGCCUGAACUAUUUGUUUUGUGAGGAAGGAGUGUGGGAGAUUGGCUAUGUCAAAGAAAUGUUGCAGUAUCUCCGCCGGCAGCGUGCCUUCAUUGAUUCGCAUGGAAAUCCAAAAACCCUUGGCGGCCCGAACGUCCUCAUAGACAGAAAGUCAUGCUUGAACAGAUUGCAAAUGUUUGUGAAUUUGGUGAAAUUCAGAGAUGAGUACUUUGACAUCCGGCCAAUGGCUCUGCAUGAGUUCAGCAAAGGGUCUUCAGGGGUUGAUGCCUGGCUUACGACGGUGCAGCGUCUAGAGACAAAGCAAGCCGCUGUCAGAAAAGUGCAUCCAACAUCUACAAUCCGGCAGGUCUUGAUCCGUUAUGCAGCAUGGAAUGGCCUCACAACUUCUGGUGUUGAGCAAUCUUUUUCGAAAGUGCAGCGGCAUGUGACACCUCAACGAGAUCAUAUGCUCUUGGAGACUGAGUGGGACGAAGCGGCUCUACAAUUGAACCAGACCUUGUGCACUGAUUUGCAGCUGACACAGAAGGCCGGGGAAGCUGGCAACACUGAAGCUGCAUGGAAGAGACGUAGGAAACAAAGCAUAGAUGAAGCCAUGGAGGAUGUACCGGAAAGCACAUUGGAUGAAAUUCAGGGCAAUGCCCGCAUGCUCAGCUCCCACCUUUUGUCUGAUUCCAUCUUGGCCGAGCAAUCCUUCCAGUGCGACAAGCAGCACAAGAACCGCCUGAUUGCAUAUCUUGACAACUGCCUCCUGGAGUCAGAGGUGGAUGGAGAAUUCAAGGAGGUAGCUCAAGCGUUCAAAGACGCUCAGGACAAGACGGAUAAGCUCAAUGCUGCUGCGCGGCAGAGGAAGGCAGAUCUUUUGAAUCCCAAGAAGCUGCCAGACCCGAUGUCCAAAAAGGUCUUUGUGGUAGACCCCCAGACCUUAGACGACAUGACUGAGGGUUUGCUUCGUGGAUGUUUGGUUGGAGAUCCAGAACACGCAGAUUUCAUUGUGGAAACUGACCCGGCUUCCCCACAGGACACUUCACUGUGGAGUGCCUUCAUGCUUGGCCUUUGCAUUUGCAACAUGUCUUACGUCCUCUCCCAUGGACGUGAAGGUGUUGCUUUUUCGUACGCAACAACUGUGCAGUCCAAGAGAAGCAUAUUCAUCAGCGCCGAGUUUCACCGAAAAUGGACACAUCUUGCAGAAGUCGUGCGGUUUGCUGUGGCCUCCAUUGAUAGCAAGUGGAAGGAGAUCGCCACACUGCAGGAAUUUGCAGAGCUAUCUGCUGCUUUGCUGAUCACAAUCGCCAAGCGAAUCCAGGAAGGUGCCACCCAAGCUGAACUCCGCCAGUGGCGAAAGGUGGUCUUGACUUGCGAGGUUCAGUUUGAAGCCUUGGCAACUUCAGACGAAGCAUACUUCAGAAGCGUCAACAUUCGGCGAUCUAUCAUUGUCGCCAAUGAGUCCCUGGUUCGGUCGGCCCUCCAACAGAUUCAGGAAAUUCUUGAAUUCAAACAGAGGAAGGAGUUGACUCUGGCCAAGACCUUGGAUGCGGGCACCCUACAUCAGAUGUGGAACGAUUCAGUGAUCGCAAUCUCAAGUGCCUAUACGGACGAGAUUUCUGUCUCUUGGAUAGAGGAAACAAACUACGGCAAGAAAAGUCCACUCAAUUCGGUCUACUCCAUGGACGGUUUGGCCCAAGCAUGCAAGACUGUUGAUGACAUCCGCUGGGUUUUGCUCAGUUUGAAGGAUUGCCUGAUGUUUCAGGGCUUUUCCACAGCUGACUUCUCGGUGCGGCUGUUGAUCGGGAAGAACAAGCAAAAGGGUGCCGUCCAUUUGUUUCUCUUCAAGCGGCAAUUGUUGAGCUACCUGCACACUUGGCUCAUCACUCAUGGCUUCAAAGAAGAACAGCUCAGCAUGUGGAAGGAACUUCAAGAUCAUGAUUCCUGCCGAAAGUUGUUGGGUGGUGGGGGCACGAAGGUGGACACUCAAUGGCAGAGUACCAAGAGCGAAAGCACACGGCUUUUGAUCCAGUUCAUCAAGCAGACCAUCUAUGGCAGCGCCAUGGACCACAAUAUUCGCCAAUCCAUCAAGAACACACAGGAUCCAAAGGAUGUGAUCGCUAACAUGCCUACCCUCAAGGAUGCCAUGGAUGAGAUCCUUGCAGCUAUGAAGAAGGAGGCUGGGCCUCAGUGUCCACAGGCAAGCGCAAGUGAGGAUCGGAAUGUUUCAGCUGAUGCGGCCAUGUCCACUGUGGUGGAUUUGCAAGAUUUGGUGACGAGUGAGCAGAUGAAGGAGGACAAAGAGAAUGAGUUGCCACGAUGGGUGGAGUAUCUGGAGGAAGUCUUCGACAAGUGGGUGAAGAUCAUCAUCAAUGACGCGAAAGAGCUCGCUGUCAUGAAGGAAACCCAAAAGCUGGAGUCAGGGAAUGUCAUGAUCCUAUACGACAGCAAGACUGCUGGGGAGUCAUCCUCCCAACCCAACGCACGAAUGCCUCCAUUCCGUGCGAAAAGCUUUCAGACUUGUGUGCAUGCCAUGAUGCGAGUUCGCAAAGAAUCAGAUGAGGACACAGAUGAAUCUUUGCCAAGCGGGCACUUGUUCUGUGUCUUCGAUGGGGGGCGCAGUGGGAACGAUUCUGCGAUGAUCAAUGCCUUCACCACUCCAACCGAGGGUAAGCCUGUGUCGAAGUCCCAUCAGCAGUUUCAAAUCUUUUUCCAGCAACAAAGCUUGCAGAAACGCAAGGAACGUGUGCGUGGAUUCGUGAACCAGUCGGAGUGCCUACAUGUGUUCACAAAGGAUGCUUUGGACCUCCCACAGAAGAAGAGGCUGCAUUUUGAAGACAGCACCACGCAUGGCACUGUCAUCGGGCCAUUCUCAGCGGCGCCCUAUGAUGGACCAGAUUGCUGGCGAUUGCAGCCAAGUAUCAAAAAAGCAUGCCUCGGCUCACAAGGGAAGAUCCUGGUUGGUGGAGCAGGACCUUCCGAUGCGCAGCAGAAACCGAAGUUUGAAGAUGGGGAACCCAUGUCUUGGCACAUGAUGUGCCGCGAAGUCUAUGAGGAACUGAUCCACAGCUUUGAUGAUGUUCGCAUGAUGAUUUGUCCCACCAAUUUGUGCCACUUGCUGCCCAUGGUUUGCUUGGAGAAGCAGAUUCCUGUCGUGGUUGCCUGCUUCACUGAAGAGCACAAAACGCACUUGACGACGAAGAUCCUCAAAAGCUUGUGGGCGGCGUUCUUGGAUGAGAAGAGCGCGCACUAUCAGCCCAGUUUGUGCAAGCUGCUGAACUUGAAGGUGACAGCCAAGCGCAAACUCGAGCCCGCUGUGAAGAACAUCCGGGGCAAGCCGAAGGCCAAGGCCAAGGCGGCCGCAGAGCCAGAGGAUGAUGCUGUGGAAGAUCUUGUUGAGGACACAGAGACAGGGCAAGAAGAGCCAGCUGGCAGUGCUGAUGGUGCCGGCGCCGGCAAGGGUGCUGGGAAAGGCAAGAAAGGCAGAGGCCGUGGCAGGCCAGCGCCAGCUGGCAACGCGGAAGCACGAAAGAAGCUUCUGGGAAAGCUCAUGGCCAACUUGAACAAGUAG